Messenger RNA from Diceros bicornis minor, 4225 nucleotides. It is a transcript of the gene EXOC4, whose product is annotated as exocyst complex component 4. Gene Ontology annotation, cellular component: growth cone membrane; synapse; exocyst. The transcript is spliced from 18 exons. Lineage: Eukaryota; Metazoa; Chordata; Mammalia; Perissodactyla; Rhinocerotidae. The coding region runs from base 10 to 2937 and encodes 975 amino acids. Gene Ontology annotation, biological process: chemical synaptic transmission; Golgi to plasma membrane transport; exocytosis. The record is from RefSeq and is a predicted model, not a curated record.
CGUACCAAGAUGGCGGCAGAAGCAGCCGGUGGGAAAUACAGAAGCACAGUCAGCAAAAGCAAAGACCCCUCGGGGCUGCUCAUCUCUGUGAUCAGGACUCUGUCUACCAGUGAUGAUGUUGAAGACAGAGAGAAUGAGAAGGGUCGCCUUGAAGAAGCCUAUGAGAAGUGUGACCGUGACCUGGAUGAAUUGAUUGUGCAGCACUAUACAGAAUUGACGACAGCCAUUCGCACAUACCAGAGCAUCACAGAACGCAUCACCAACUCCCGAAAUAAAAUAAAGCAGGUAAAAGAGAAUCUGCUUUCAUGCAAGAUGCUGUUGCACUGUAAACGGGAUGAGCUUCGGAAAUUGUGGAUUGAAGGAAUUGAACAUAAGCAUGUCCUGAACCUGCUGGAUGAAAUUGAGAAUAUCAAGCAAGUGCCUCAAAAGCUGGAACAGUGCAUGGCUAGCAAGCACUAUCUCAGCGCCACCGACAUGCUGGUGUCAGCAGUUGAGUCUUUGGAGGGUCCCCUGCUUCAGGUGGAGGGACUGAGUGACCUUAGGUUGGAGCUUCACAGCAAGAAGAUGAACCUCCACUUGGUUCUCAUAGAUGAACUACACCGACACCUGUACAUCAAAUCGACUAGCCGAGUUGUACAGCGUAACAAGGAAAAAGGGAGAAUGAGCUCCCUUGUGAAAGAUGCUUCUCCUGUUCCUCUGAUUGAUGUUACAAACCUUCCUACUCCUCGAAAGUUCCUUGAUACCUCUCAGUAUUCUACUCCUGGAAGCUCAAGUUUGAGGGAGAUGAACCUGCAGGACAUCAAGGAGGAUUUGGAAUUGGAUCCAGAGGAGAACAGCACCCUUUUUAUGGGCAUCCUCAUUAAGGGGUUGGCAAAACUGAGGAAGAUCCCAGAGACAGUUAAGGCAAUCAAAGAACGCUUGGAGCAGGAGCUAAAGCAAAUUGUGAAGAGGUCUACAACCCAGGUGGCCGACAGUAGCUAUCAGAGGGGAGAGAACCUCACUGUGGAGAACCAGCCAAGGUUACUUCUAGAACUGCUGGAGUUGCUAUUUGACAAAUUUAAUGCUGUAGCCGCUGCACACUCUGUGGUCCUGGGAUACCUGCAAGAUGCUGUCGUGAUUCCACUGACUCAGCAGGAAGAUGUCAAAUUGUAUGACAUGGCAGAUGUGUGGGUGAAGAUCCAAGAUGUUCUACAGAUGCUGUUGACUGAGUACUUGGAUAUGAAAAAUACUCGUACGGCCUCUGAACCAUCAGCUCAACUAAGUUAUGCCAGCACUGGACGAGAGUUUGCUGCCUUUUUUGCAAAGAAGAAACCUCAACGGCCAAAAAAUUCUCUUUUCAAGUUCGAAUCGUCCUCCCAUGCCAUCAGCAUGAGUGCCUAUUUGCGAGAGCAGAGAAGGGAGCUCUACAGUCGGAGUGGAGAACUUCAAGGGGGUCCUGAUGACAACUUAAUUGAAGGUGGAGGAACAAAAUUUGUCUGCAAACCUGGAGCCAGAAAUAUUACUGUCAUAUUCCAUCCAUUGCUGAGAUUUAUUCAGGAGAUUGAGCAUGCCCUGGGACUUGGCCCAGCCAAACAGUGUCCUCUUCGAGAAUUUCUCACUGUGUACAUCAAAAACAUCUUUCUCAAUCAAGUCUUGGCUGAGAUCAACAAGGAGAUUGAAGGAGUCACUAAAACAUCUGACCCCUUGAAGAUCCUAGCUAACGCAGACACCAUGAAGGUGCUGGGUGUGCAGCGGCCUCUCCUGCAGAGCACAAUCAUUGUGGAGAAGACAGUGCAAGACCUCAUGAACCUGAUGCAUGACUUGAGUGCGUACUCAGACCAGUUCCUCAACAUGGUGUGCGUGAAGCUCCAGGAGUAUAAGGACACCUGCACUGUGGCCUACAGGGGCAUUGUCCAGUCGGAAGAAAAACUUGUCAUCAGUGCAUCUUGGGCAAAAGACGAUGAUAUCAGCAGGCUCUUGAAAUCUCUACCAAACUGGAUUAAUAUGGCUCAACCCAAACAGCUAAGGCCAAAGCGAGAAGAGGAAGAAGAUUUCAUAAGGGCAGCCUUUGGCAAGGAGUCAGAAGUUCUUAUUGGGAACCUGGGUGAUAAAUUAAUCCCGCCGCAAGACAUCCUCCGUGAUGUCAGUGACCUCAAAGCCUUGGCCAACAUGCAUGAAAGCCUGGAAUGGUUAGCAAGUCGAACAAAGUCAGCUUUCUCCAAUCUUUCUACCUCCCAGAUGCUGUCUCCUGCUCAAGAGAGCCACAUGAACAUGGAUCUCACCCCAGUGUCAGAGCAGAUCAUGCAGACUCUGAGCGAACUUGCCAGAUCUUUCCAGGAUAUGGCUGACCGCUGCUUGCUGGUCCUACAUCUGGAAGUCAGGGUUCACUGUUUCCACUAUCUCAUCCCCCUUGCAAAGGAGGGGAACUAUGCCAUUGUUGCUAAUGUGGAAAGUAUGGAUUAUGACCCUCUGGUGGUCAAGCUCAACAAAGACAUCAGCGCCAUUGAAGAGGCUAUGAGUGCCAGCCUUCAGCAGCACAAGUUCCAGUAUAUAUUUGAAGGCCUGGGACACCUGAUCUCCUGCAUCCUCAUUAAUGGUGCCCAAUACUUCAGGCGCAUCAGUGAGUCUGGUAUCAAGAAAAUGUGUAGAAACAUUUUUGUUCUUCAGCAGAAUUUGACGAACAUCACCAUGUCGCGGGAAGCAGACCUGGACUUUGCAAGGCAGUACUACGAGAUGUUGUACAACACGGCCGAUGAGCUCCUGAACCUUGUGGUGGACCAGGGUGUGAAGUACACAGAGCUGGAGUACAUCCACGCCCUGACCUUGCUGCACCGCAGUCAGACAGGGGUGGGAGACCAGACCACCCAGAACAUGAGGCUGCAGCGGCUCAAGGAGAUCAUCUGCGAGCAGGCGGCCAUCAAGCAAGCCACCAAGGAUAAGAAAAUAACUACGGUUUAAUUGAGUGCACUGCAGGGGCUGAGGGUGGGCGUCAUUUUUAAUUUUUUUAGUCAUCCUCACUUCUUUCUUUGCUAUGUUUUUUGGUGUAUUCUGAGCUGACUUAGUUUUCUCUACACUGAUGCUUUAGUGGAGAAUGUAAGGAUUUAGUGGAGAAAGUAGUGGAUGUUAAGGAAUUUUUUUCUCUUUAGUCUUGGCUUUUCAUUAUAAACUCUAAAGGGAGUUUGUAGUACAGAAUGUUUUGAUUUAACAUCUACUUGAAUACAGUCAAUUCCAAGGGGACUAGGGUGGGAUGGGGAGGAAGGUUGUGUCAAAUUGGACUCUGAAAAAGUGAAUGCAUGCAUUACUAAUACCCAACAAUCUUUGGAAAGUAGACUGCUGCCUAAGUUUUAGUCCAUUCCUGAAACCACUUAAUAGGGUUCUAUUACAUAAACAAUAGGGUUUUUACUCUCUUGACCUGUCAGUUUACAAUUCAAUGAAAUAAGUGUAUGUGCAUUGCUUUCUGUCUCUAUUGCCGAGAUCAAAUCAGUGGCUUCUCAACUGGCUGUAGUUUUCAACAAAUUUCCCUAACCAAAAUAGGACCUCUUCCAGGGGUCAUUUUAUCUCAAUCCCUGGGAGAGUUUUGUCUGCAGUAGCUUGUACACAGUUUAUAGGUUGGUGUAUUGCCUUUUCAUUUUUAUUUCUGAUGUAUCAAAACCAAGAGCCAUCAAAUUAAUGACAAAAAUGGAAGAAUGAAGGGUGAUUCAACCCUCUUCUUGAUUUUUCCCCUCUACUUUCCAAGAGAAAAUGAUGGUUAGAGAACUUUUAAUCUCACUUGAAACAUCGUUUGGGUGUAAAUGAUGCUUAGAUGAUCACUUACACUCCUUAUGAGUCCCUAGGUCUUUCUCACCGUGGAAAGUAGCCCAGGUCUCCUCAGCUGAGUGCAGGGAAGAUGGGACAGCCAUGACAUUCCUCCUCUGUGCACCUACCUGCUGAGUCCAUUUCUGAAGUGCUCUUGGGUGGUGUAGGCACUCACUGCUCCUGGCACGCUGGACCUCACCACUGUCCCCAGAUCUCCAAGUGCUCUUGGUGCCUAUUGUUGAUAUGUCACAGAAGAAAGCAAUGCACCGACUGGGACACACCUUAAAAAGACAUGGAAGGGAGAGCAGAAAGGACUUUGACCAUACAAGGUCAUGCCUCAUGCCCUGAUAGUCCAAAAUUUUACACCUGUUUGUAUAACUUUGGUCUUGGUGGGAAAAGCAGAAAAUUAAAAAAUGUUUUGAGAAGCUUAAAUGUUGUGUAUUGUUUUUCU